AUGGGCGACGACAUGGACGUCAUCCCCGAGCGGGAGAUGAAGGAUUUUCAAUUCCGGGCCCUGAAGAAAAUCCGGAUCUUUGAAGCCCCCGAGGAUCUGCCCAAGGAGCGUGGCAACCUGCUGGUUGUGUCCAACAAAUACGGGCUGACGUUCACCGGUUGUGCAGCUGGACUGCAGGUCUUUCACACGAAAAGCCUGCUUAUGCAGAUUCAGGCUGGGGAUUCUCCUAAUAAAAUAGUAGAGAAUAUCCACGGCCUUUUUGUUCCCACAAAGUUUUGGGUGCAUCACUUGGCGCUCAGCUGUGAUAACCUUACGCUGUCGGUCUGCAUGGCCUCCAGCGAAGUUGGCUCUUUCGUUGGCUUUUUCGACGUCCGCACUUUUGUGAAUCAGGCUAAACAGCAAAAACGGCCAUUUGCUUAUCAAAAGAUGCCAGGCGCGCUGGUCAACGACCUCAAGUGGAAUCCAGUGAAUGCCUCCAUGUUAGCUGUCUGUCUGUCAGAUGGGAGUGUCUCCGUCCUGCAAGUGACGGAGACCGUAAAGGUGUACGCCACACUUCCUGCUUCAGUGGCUGUUACAUCCGUGUGUUGGAGUCCUAAAGGGAAACAGCUGGCAGUAGGCAAGCAGAACGGCACAGUCGUCCAGUAUCUGCCAAACCUGCAGGAAAAAAAAACCAUUCCUUGCCCUCCGUUCUAUGUGGCGGAUAAUCCUGUCAAGGUCCUGGAUGUGUUGUGGAUCGGCACUUACGUCUUCACCAUCAUUUACGCCGCUGCCGACGGGAGCUUAGAAACCGCCCCUGAAGUGGUUAUGGCUCUAUUGCCAAAAAAAGAAGAGAAGAGACCUGAAAUAUUUGUAAACUUUAUGGAGCCUUGUUACGGGAGUUGCACCGAGAGAUUACAUCACUACUUUCUUAACUAUGUUGAAGACUGGGAUCUGGUUUUAUUAGCUUCUGCCGCUUCCACAGAAGUCAGCAUCCUUGCAAGACAAGGGGAUCAGACCAACUGGGAACUGUGGGUGUUGGAAGACUCCAGCCGCGCAGAGCUUCCCGUGACGGACAAAAGCGACGACUCCUUACCAGUUGGGGUAGCCAUUGACUAUAGCAACAACAUGCCCAUCACUAUCA
This is a messenger RNA of Protobothrops mucrosquamatus (brown spotted pit viper), 1120 nucleotides long. RefSeq names its product nuclear pore complex protein Nup214. The transcript has 10 exons. Gene Ontology annotation, molecular function: protein binding; structural constituent of nuclear pore. Lineage: Eukaryota; Metazoa; Chordata; Lepidosauria; Squamata; Viperidae. Gene Ontology annotation, biological process: protein import into nucleus; RNA export from nucleus. The record is from RefSeq and is a predicted model, not a curated record. The annotation marks the transcript as partial. Gene Ontology annotation, cellular component: nuclear pore.